AGAAGUCCCGUCCCCGACCCUGCCUCACCUAGCCCGCGCUUGCUCCUUGCCCCUCGCCUGCCUUUCCCCCCUGGUUCCCGCCUCGGCCUCGCUGCGCACCGCGGCCAUCCAUCUCCAGGAAUGAUAUUCACGCUUUACAUCUACGAUCGGUUCUGCAACUGCCUUUACUAUCGGUCCUUCUCUCGGCCCCUUCCUUCAUCCAUGUCCAUGGCCGAGGAGCAGAAACUGGUGUACGGCGUGGUUUUCUCCGCGCGUGCCAUGAGCGAGCGUUUGUCCUCGGCCGUGGGGGAAUCCUCCGAUCCCGAUGGUGGCUUCAUGGCCUUCCAGACGUCUGGCUUCAAGCUGCACUCCUUCGAGACGCCGACGCGCUACACGUUUGUCCUGCUGACGGCCGUCCCGACCACCGGAUCGGCCUUUGACAACCGGAGCGCCAGCCCGGCCGUCCCGCAGACGGCCCAGGUGCUGGAGGACCUGCGGAAGCUCUACUCCGACUGCUUCGUGCCGCAGGUGGUGCGCAACCCGCUGGCCCGCCUGCCGACCGAGAGCUACAUUGUCAGCUCCGACAACCGCAUGAUCCCGGCCUCCAUGCGCAAGACGCCGGACCUGUGCCCGGAGAUGGUCUUCGGCACGGACUCAUCGCCGAUCAUGCUCGGCAGUACCUUCGACAAGAUGGUCCUCUUCUGGGCCAACGGCCUGUCCUACUCGGGCCUCACGCCGGAGGGCAAGGCGAUGUGAAGCGCGGUCGGCGCUCCUCCCUGCCCUGUGGGGGCCCUUGCCGAAAGAAAAAUACAAACAUCCACA
Molecule: messenger RNA, 801 nt
Organism: Fonticula alba
Lineage: Eukaryota; Rotosphaerida; Fonticulaceae
Exons: 3
Coding region: 121-735 (204 amino acids)
Biological process (GO): endoplasmic reticulum to Golgi vesicle-mediated transport
Cellular component (GO): TRAPP complex
Source: RefSeq, a predicted model, not a curated record